CCUUCUCGGGUACACUAGUAAACAAAUCCUCCAUGUUUAUAUUUCGCUGACCACCAUUCGAGAGCGUAUUUCUCGAGUAGAAAGCUUUUUAUUUCCAAGGCUUGGGUUCUUGAGUCAAAAUCGAACAUCCGACGAGUUUUCCAGAGUUGUAAAAGCGAGCAGAUCUUGUUUGUCUUAACGAAGAGCUCUUUGCAUAUGGAUGUGGCCAUUGGUCCAAUGUGACCCGCACUGAAGCGAGGGAAUUCUUGUCAGUAUAAAGACGCGAUUUCUUCAGACGUUACUAUUUACAUUAUUUGGAGCGAAUUUAAAGCUAAGCUAGGAAAUGGACGUGGUAAUUUCUAACGCUGUCAUGGAAGGAGUAUUGGCAUGAAUCGGUCCCUUUCUGUGGUUGUAAAUCCCUGGCGAAAAUGGAUGACCGGGCAGAUUCAGAUCACGAUGGUGUUCUCUCAGAUGACCAACCUCCACAUGCGACAGUAUGCAAAAAGAUGGAGAAGCUCAUACAUCAGAUGCAAGACGAAAAAGGUGGAGUGCCCAUCAGAACUGUAAAAAGUUUCAUGUCCAAGAUUCCAAGUGUUUUUACUGGAAGUGACCUUGUUGACUGGAUCAUGAGCAAUAUUUCUAUUGAGGAGAGAGGGGCUGCAGUGCACUUGGCCUCACUCCUUGCAGCAUAUGGUUACAUCUUCUCCAUCACUGAUCACCACUUGAUGGUGAAAGAUGAUGCUUCUUAUUAUAGGUUUCAGACACCAUUCUUUUGGUUGUCUAACAACUGGGAACCUGAGAAUGUAGAUUAUGCUGUGUAUUUGUGUAAACGAACAAUGCAGAAUAAGUCCAGACUAGAAUUAGAUGAUUACGAAGCAGAAAACCUAGCGAAGCUACAAAGAACAUUGUCGCGGAAAUGGGAAUUUAUAUUUAUGCAAGCGGAGGCACAAGCAAAGGUUGAUAAGAAGAGAGAUAAAAUGGAAAGACAAAUAUUGGAUAGCCAGGAGAGAGCUUUUUGGAAUGUUCAUAGACCGCCAGUAAGAAUACAAUUAGUAUUGGUCAAAGAAUUGCGAGAGAAACUUCACAGAAGACGAAUGAAAACAUCACAAGCCUCUGAAAGUUUUAUUCAGAGGUGUGAACAUUAUGCAGAAUAUGAUGCAUUUAUUUGGGCACCAGAGCCGUCAAAUCCAUGGAUAUCUGACGAUAUGACGCUUUGGGAUCAAGACAAGAGUUUACAUUACGUUCCUCCAAGGCGUGUGAAACGAUGGGCGUUCUCGUUGUCAGAACUUCUUGCCGAUCCUUUGGGAAGAAGACAUUUUGCGCGCUUUUUAGAAAAAGAAAUUAGCGCCGAAAAUCUAGGGUUUUGGUUAGCUUGUGAGCAACUCAAAGCAACGCCGAUACGGAAUGUACCCAGUAAAGCUCAGGAAAUUUUUAAUGAGUAUUUAUCUGAUAGUGCGACGUCUCCGAUUAACGUGGACUGCAAGACAAGAGAAGAAGUGGAGUUAAAUCUAAAGAAUCCCGGCCGAUAUAUGUUUGACGCCGCUCAGGAUCACAUAUUUCAGCUGAUGAAAUCUGACAGCUAUCGGCGUUUUAUCCGCUGUGAUCAGUAUAAAGAACUUCUUAAGGCUCCUGCCAAUAAACAGAAAAGCCCUCUACCCACAAAACCACUACAGAAUCUUGCGCGGAUUGCCGGGAAGACAUGACGCUAGGCCAUCUGGAUAAAUUGAAUUUUACAGUCUAUCUAGUCGAUAAAUUAUGCAAUCAUGCAUAUUAUGGAAACGUGUUGGAAUAUCUUUUGACAGUUUUUCCAGAACCGAGAACUUGAAUAUUUAUGUGUUUUUCGUCACAAGUCGUUGUCAACCAGAAUUCUAACAACGACUUCAUAUCCUUGGAACAGACCAUUAGAAAACAAACUUGCAGCGAGAUGGGAGGUUGAAGGAAUUUGUGUGUUCAUUUGUUUGUUUAUUUUGUUGUUGUUUAUGGUUAUUAUUCCUCUGCAGUAAAUGGCUUGAACCCGGG
Messenger RNA from Stylophora pistillata, 1998 nucleotides. Its product is annotated as regulator of G protein signaling 7. NCBI's taxonomy places the organism in Eukaryota, Metazoa, Cnidaria, Anthozoa, Scleractinia, Pocilloporidae. The record is from RefSeq and is a predicted model, not a curated record. Gene Ontology annotation, cellular component: cytoplasm. Gene Ontology annotation, biological process: regulation of G protein-coupled receptor signaling pathway; G protein-coupled receptor signaling pathway; intracellular signal transduction. Gene Ontology annotation, molecular function: GTPase activator activity.